Messenger RNA from Photinus pyralis (common eastern firefly), 2052 nucleotides. Its product is annotated as beta-galactosidase-1-like protein 3. The record is from RefSeq and is a predicted model, not a curated record. Gene Ontology annotation, cellular component: vacuole. Bases 11 to 1975 code for a protein of 654 amino acids. Gene Ontology annotation, biological process: carbohydrate metabolic process. Gene Ontology annotation, molecular function: beta-galactosidase activity. The transcript is spliced from 2 exons. NCBI's taxonomy places the organism in Eukaryota, Metazoa, Arthropoda, Insecta, Coleoptera, Lampyridae.
UCGUUUGAAAAUGGCGGCAUUACCGACCGUUUACAAUUAUUAUACCGCCGGCGGUAUUACCGCCGGCUUAUCGGCCGCGCAAAAUUACUUCACCUUAAACAACAAAAAUAUUACCUUGCACAGUGGCGCGCUGCAUUACUACCGCGUACCUCAACAAUAUUGGAGAGAUCGCCUGCGUAAGAUGAGAGCCGCCGGUUUGAACACCGUCGAAACGUACGUACCAUGGAAUUUACACGAACCUGAAAUUGGAACUUACGAUUUUGGAAACGGAGGAUCGGACAUGCAGGAGUUUUUGAAUCUGGAAACUUUCUUGAAAACUGCGCAAGAAGAAGAUCUACUUGCAAUCGUUCGUCCCGGACCGUACAUUUGCGCCGAGUGGGAAUUUGGCGGAUUUCCAAGUUGGUUGUUGCGAGAGAAAGAUCAGGAGGUUAGAACUUCCAAUCCGAGCUUUAUGAAACACGUUACGAGAUACUUCAACGUGCUCCUACCGAUCCUUGCGGCAUUCCAGUUCACAUUAGGAGGACCGAUCAUUUCAUUUCAAGUGGAAAAUGAGUAUGGUGCGCUUAAACUUUGGCCAGUGUUUGAUACUGAUAAGGUGUACUUGGAGCAACUGCGGCAAUUGUUCCUCAAAAAUGGUAUCGUUGAACUGCUGGUAACAUCAGAUAAUGCAAUUUUGCAUGGAAUUGGCGGGACGCUAACGGAACAUUUUUUGCAUACAGCGAACUUUGCCGAUUCUGCAGACGAGCAAUUUGAUCGCCUGAACGAGUUGCAACCAAACAAACCAACAAUGGCGAUGGAAUUUUGGACGGGUUGGUACGAUCACUGGGGUGCGACUCAUAACGUCCGCAGUAACGAGCAGUUUGAGCGAGUUCUAGACAGCAUUCUUAAGUACCCCGCAUCGGUGAACAUGUACAUGUUCCAUGGAGGUACCAGUUUCGGUUUCCUUAAUGGAGCAAACCAGCUAGUUUCUUUAGGCGACACUAAUUUCAUGUACGCACCGCAAACCACGAGCUACGAUUACGACGCCCCUCUUUCGGAAAGGGGAGAUUACACUGAAAAGUAUCACAUCGCCAAGAGAUUGAUUAGUAAAUACAGUAAGGUGCAAUUUAAGACGCCUGAAAUGCCGAAAGUGACACCUACAACUGCGUAUACCAACAUUACUAUUACCGAGCAAUUAAGAUUUGAGCAAGUCGCAGAGUUGGUUAGUGAAAAGUUCAACUAUGCCUCGCCAGUCGCAAUGGAAAUGCUGCCAAUCAAUAAUGGUUCGGGACAAAGCUACGGAUAUAUUGUUUACAAGAAGACAGGCUUAGAUAUACCAGCAAAUUCGGAGUUGAAAAUCAGUGGUUACGUUUGGGACUCCGUGAUUGUCCUAAUCGACGGUAAACUGGUAUCAAAACAACUAACGGGCCCUCACGAUUUAAACGGCUUUGGUUAUUGGAGACUUGAAAAUGGGAAAUUAAAUCUGGGUGGCAUGAACAGAACUAACGCAACACUGGAGUUGGUAGUCGAAAACUGGGGACGCAACAAUUUUGGAUUUAGCUACCAGUUCAAACAGUUCAAGGGUCUGUGGCAAUGUGACGUUUACAUCAAUUCCGACGUAAUUUCGAAUUGGGAAGUAAUGCCUCUUCAAUUCAAACGCAAAUGGACCAAUAGCUUAUCCGGCUGGCAAUCUCCAGAUUUCUCCAUUGUCGGUCCUUCACUGUAUAAGGCAACAUUUACGGUAGAUAAUCCUGAAGAUACGUUCCUUGAUAUGAGGGCGUGGACUAAGGGAAUCGUGAUGAUCAAUGGUUUUGUUUUGGGAAGAUACGUAACUCCUUUAGGACCACAACAAACACUUUAUCUACCCGCUCCUUUGCAAAACAAGGGAGUCAAUGAAAUAGUAGUUUUUGAGCAAUUUACUCCUAGUUCACAGAUUACUUUCUCUGAGAAACCCAUUUACCACACUCCUAGGGAUGUAAUCAAAUCUAAAAUGUAAAAUGGUUGUGUAAUCCUUUUUUUAAAUUGUAUGCCACUUUAGGUGUACAUACAGAAUAAAAUUUUGUUUAUAUCUCA